Messenger RNA from Ictalurus furcatus (blue catfish), 2244 nucleotides. RefSeq lists its product as uncharacterized. Gene Ontology annotation, biological process: response to bacterium. The transcript is spliced from 6 exons. Bases 76 to 1116 code for a protein of 346 amino acids. Lineage: Eukaryota; Metazoa; Chordata; Actinopteri; Siluriformes; Ictaluridae. The record is from RefSeq and is a predicted model, not a curated record.
CAGAGUUUCACACCAUAAAUAUUUGGCACAAAGUGCCAUGUGCUCAGUUUGACCAUCUGACAAGCAAGAGGAGACAUGUUAUACACAGACCUCAGACUGAAGAUGAUGACGCUGAUGUGGAUUACAGCGAUGCUUUUUAAUAAAAUUGAUGCUGCACAGACAAACGAUGUCAGUCAGCCGAACCCAAUGAUCACUGCUGGUGUGGGUGAUAACGUGACUCUGCACUGCUUUAGACUGGGAGAAGAUCACUCUGGAUCCGUCGUCUGGUACAAAGAAAAAGUUGGACACGAGCCUUGUGUAAUUGUCACAGUUCUACAGGAAACCAGUUUCGAAGAUGAGUUCAAGUCACCAAGAUUCAGCAUCGAGAAAGAAAAAAGGAACUACCAUUUAAAAAUUAUUAACGUGGAACCAUCAGAUGAAGCCGUGUAUUACUGUGGAUUUAGAAAAUUUUUAACAAGGUUUGGAAAUGGAACAUUUUUAUCAGUGAAAGGUGAUGGAGAUGUAAAAGUGUCAGUGUUCCAGAGCGGCGUGUCGGACUCGGUUCCUGCAGGAGCGUCAGUGACUCUGCAGUGCUCGGUUCUCUCUGAGAGCAGAUCAGCAGAACUCCAAGUGCUCUGGUUCAGAGCUGCUCCACCACAAUCCCAUCCUCAAAUCAUUUACACUCAUCACAACAGCAGCCAUCAGUGUGAGAGCGGCUCUUCUACACACACCUGUGUGUACAACUUCUCCAAGAACAUCCUCAGCCUCAAUGAUACUGGAACUUACUACUGCGCUGUGGCCGUGUGUGGGAAGAUCAUUUUUGGGAACGGGACACGAGUACAGUUGGGAGAAUCUGUGGAUCCUGUAGUAAUCUUUCUCGCUGUCUCUUUGGGAGUGUGUGUGGUUGUGAUCUUUACUCAUGUUGUAACGUGUAAAGGGAGAAACUGUGAAUGUUGCACUGCGAGACUUCCACAAGGUUCACUGAUGGAAAAAGCACACAGUCAGGACCGUGAUGCCGUGGAGAUGAAUUAUGCUGCCCUAAAUUUCAGUGAGAGGAAAACUAAAAGCGGAAGAGCCAAAAAAAGACAACCUCAAGAUACUGUUUAUUCCGAAGUGAUACACACUCCUGUUACUUAGAUGACUGUUAAUUUAUCACUAAUUGUUAUAACAGAUGUUUGUCUGCUCAAAAGCAAUGUUUGAGCCAAAUCAGUGAAAAAGCAUUCAUUGUCACAUGAAACCAAGUGACAGUGAAAAAUCAUAAACUUUGUCAUGUGAAAAGUGGCCAUUGUGUACGGUGAUGCUAUAAUGAUAAUCACACCUGAAUGUACUUUUUUAACCUGAUUUUUUCAAGCUGUGCACACUUUUAUAAAGUUGAUAAAGUGGUGUGGCCUGUUUAUUUGUGAACUUGUAUAAAUAUUGUUUUCUACAAUGUAACGUCUCCGAAACCAUGUCGUAAUAGUCCAAUCUAGAAGUUAUACAUCUAGCAUGUGCUAGUCUCAUUAUCAUGAUGGGGUUGAAUAGGACUCGAAAAGGAGUUUUAAAUACAUUAUUUAUGCAGCAAUCCAGUUUUGCUGGGAUACAGCGACCUUUUAUUUCACACAGUGGUUAAUAAUGUAAAAUUUAAUUGCUGCGUCUAUUAAUUAAACUUAACAGUGAAGGAUUUAUGGACUAUAUAUAAAGGAUAAAUAAUAAGGGGCCUAACACAGAGCCUUGGGUGACACUUUAUUUUUUGGCUUCUGAAGAAUUUCCAUUUAUACUAACAAACAAUAGCAUUGUAAAUACGAUCCAUACCAUUGUGCUCCUAAAACCAUUUCAGCUGCGAAUAAUCCUUGGGAUUAACAGCAGACCAAAGUGCUCAGAAUUUGUUAUACUGCAACAGGAGAUCACCAAGAUACACUGAAACUAAACCAUUUAGAGCUUUAGACAUCAUGAGCAGGACUUUGUAAUGAAAGUGGAACUUAGUGGGUAGAUACUGUAGCUUGAAUAUGACUGGGAUAAUGUGCGCUGAAUUUCUUUUCCUGGUAAGGUUGCAUUAUAUUGUAGACAACCUCUAAGGGCCUCAUUGUGGCCAGAGGGCCCCAGUUUGGUGUCUUUUUGUUCCCCUUUAAUGUAUUGUGUUACAAAUUAAACAUAUUGUGUUUUAAUUAGAGAUGCACUGAUUAUUGGCCUUCGGCCAUUAGCGGCCAUCGGCCGUUAGUUUAAAAACAUCUGAUGAUCAGGGCCAAUUAUAUCCUGUCAAUAAAAAGUGAGCGGGAAAACACAUUG